Acanthochromis polyacanthus (spiny chromis) is the source of this 6681-nucleotide messenger RNA. RefSeq names its product forkhead box P2 (gene foxp2). Gene Ontology annotation, molecular function: DNA-binding transcription repressor activity, RNA polymerase II-specific; RNA polymerase II cis-regulatory region sequence-specific DNA binding. Lineage: Eukaryota; Metazoa; Chordata; Actinopteri; Pomacentridae. Gene Ontology annotation, cellular component: nucleus. The record is from RefSeq and is a predicted model, not a curated record. Bases 633 to 2942 code for a protein of 769 amino acids. Gene Ontology annotation, biological process: regulation of transcription by RNA polymerase II. The transcript has 19 exons.
CAAGUGCCUCCCCUGGGGGUGAGUGUGGGGGGGUUUCUAGUCCCAAAUAUACUUCUUGCUUGCUUGCUGGCUUGGCGUGUGUUUGAACCGAAGGGGGGAAAAAGAGAAGAAAAAAAACAAGAAGCCGCGUCUUCGUCUUCUUCUUCUUCUUCCUCGCAUUGCGCGUCAUUCAAACAGGACUCGGUGCUUUUCCCUCUGUUGCAUUAGUAAUAACAGCGGCGUUGACGGGAGACAGCAGCAGGAGAAAGUGUGUGUGUGUGUGUGUCUCCUGAAAAACAGCCCAGCGGAGGAAUAUUCCAGCUUCUUCUUCUUCUUUUUAUUUACUCUGUUGUUCGUUUUUCUACUGCGUUAUGGUGAACUUGGACAGUCACGUGCGAACAUCUCCGCGAGUAUAGAGGACUUCUCACCUGGUGUGUGUGUCCCCUUUGACUUCCUUUUUUUCUUCUCCUUUAACCGUGAGGGAAAUAAUACCUGCCGUGUUUUCUGCUGAGAGCUGACAUCGCCGGACUCCUUCCCCUCUUGUGACGGACAACAACAGCAAGUUCUUCCCCUUAGGGAUGAAAUAUGCACACUCUGCGCCCUUAGAAAAAAGCAGACGACACACACUGUAAAGUGCAAAGUGGUUUUAAAUCAUGAUGAUGCAGGAGUCGGCCACAGAGACAAUAAGCAACAGUUCAAUGAGUCAAAAUGGAAUGAGCACCCUAAGCAGCAGCCAAUUAGAGGCUGGCAGUAGAGAUGGGAGAUCAAGCGCUGGUGACACAAGCAGCGAAGUAAGCACAGUCGAGCUGCUGCAUCUGCAACAACAGCAGGCCCUACAAGCAGCGAGGCAAUUACUCUUGCAGCAGCCAGGCAGUGGCCUGAAAUCUCCAAAGAGUCAGGACAAGCAGCGUCCACUGCAGGUUCCAGUGUCAGUGGCCAUGAUGAGUCCCCAGGUGAUCACGCCGCAACAGAUGCAGCAGAUCCUCCAGCAGCAGGUGCUUUCCCCCCAGCAGCUCCAGGCCUUGCUCCAGCAGCAGCAGGCUGUGAUGCUGCAGCAGCAACACCUGCAGGAAUUUUAUAAGAAACAACAGGAGCAGCUUCAUCUCCAGCUUCUCCAGCAACAACACCCUGGCAAGCAGGUUAAAGAGCAACAGCAGCAGCAGCAGCAGCAGCAGCUGGCCGCCCAGCAGCUCGUCUUCCAGCAGCAGCUCCUGCAGAUGCAGCAGCUCCAGCAGCAGCAGCACCUGCUCAACAUGCAGCGGCAGGGCCUGCUCUCGCUGCCUGGGCCCGCUCCAGGCCAGGCUGCCCUGCCCGGACAGACCCUGCCCCCACCAGCUGGCUUAAGCCCCGCAGAGCUCCAGCAGUUGUGGAAGGACGUGACCGGAGGCGGCGGUCACGCCAUGGAAGACAACGGCAUCAAACACAGCAACAGUGGCACCGGCACCGGCACCGGCGUGAGCGGCGGCGGCGGUUUAGACCUCUCCACCAACAACUCUUCUUCAACUACCUCCUCCAAUCCCGCCAAAGCAUCGCCGCCCAUCUCUCACCAUUCCAUCGCCAACGGACAGUCCCCGGCCCUCAACCACAGACAGAGAGAGAGGGAAAGGGAAAGGGAGCGAGAGAGUACACUACAUGAAGAAAGUGGAGGCACUCACCCCCUGUACGGUCAUGGCGUGUGCAAAUGGCCCGGCUGUGAGAACAUCUGCGAGGACUUUGGACAGUUUUUGAAACACCUAAACAGUGAACAUGCCCUCGAUGACCGGAGCACAGCCCAGUGUAGAGUCCAGAUGCAAGUCGUACAGCAGCUGGAAUUACAGCUUUCUAAAGAACGUGAGCGUCUUCAGGCGAUGAUGACCCACUUGCACAUGCGGCCCUCAGAACCCAAGUCAUCUCCCAAACCACUCAACUUGGUGUCCAGCGUCACCAUGUCCAAGAACUUGCCGUCAGCGUCACCCCCCAACUUACCUCAGACACCCACCACGCCCACAGCGCCCAUCACGCCCAUGGCCGCCAUGCCCCAGGUGCCGUCAGUACUGGGAGGAGCAAACGUCCCCAGCAUGGGAGCCAUGCGCAGACGCCACUCAGACAAAUACUCCAUGCCUUUGUCGUCAGGUGGUGACACAGUAUUUAUUUUUCCAGAGAUUGCCCCAAACUACGAGUUUUAUAAGAACGCAGAUGUCAGACCGCCAUUUACUUAUGCAACCCUCAUAAGACAGGCUAUCAUGGACUCUGCCGACAUGCAGUUAACGCUUAAUGAAAUCUACAGCUGGUUCACGCGCACGUUUGCCUACUUCAGACGCAACGCCGCAACUUGGAAGAACGCCGUUCGCCACAACCUCAGUCUGCACAAGUGCUUUGUGCGUGUGGAGAACGUGAAGGGGGCGGUGUGGACGGUGGAUGAGGUGGAGUACCAGAAACGCAGGUCGCAGAAGAUCACAGGAAGCCCAUCACUUGUCAAGAACCUGCCCUCCAGUCUUGGCUAUGGAACUGCACUAAACGCCAGCUUACAGGCUGCCCUGGCGGAGACCUCCCUGCCUCUGCUGGGGACCCCUGGACUCAUGAACAGCGGUUCCACAGGCCCGAUGGGCGGCAGCUGCCACGGCCUCCUCGGUGGCGACCCGUCCGUACUGACUGGCGGAAGUCCGCACGGGCUGUUAGGCGGGAGUCCGCCCGGCUUACUGGGUGGCAGCCCUCCAGUCACGCUGAGCGGUAGCCCCCCCAUCCUGUUGCAGUCCGCCCACGAGGAGCUCAACGGCUCGCUUGACCACCUGGACACCAACGGACACAGCAGCCCCGGAUACUCCCCUCCAGUACACAUGCCGCCCAUUCACGUCAAGGAGGAGCCGCUUAAUAUGGACGACGACGACUGUCCGAUGUCACUCGUGACGACGGCCAAUCACAGUCCGGAGCUGGAUGACGACCGGGAGCUGGAGGAAGGGAACUUAUCAGAAGACCUGGAGUGACGAGGAUACAGUUUUUGGUGAACGUAUCCCUUCACCCCAACCGCACUGUUUCUCUCACACAGACCUCCUGCAAGACUAGAAACCACUCCACAGUCCAAGCAACCACAGCUGACUCUCUCUUUGUCUCUCUCACCACUGGGACUAUUUAUUGAGCAUGUAUCCGGAUAGAGACCGGUCCAAAGGAACUCUUUGUUGCAGCCCUUUGGGAUCCCCCAAACAUGACAGGCAUGAGAUGUCUGAUUUAAAAAGGAAAAAAAAAAUUAACUCUUUGAGACCUGUUUCAUUAGGGAUGGCGUGGCCACGUACAGUACAAGGAUGACGGACUCAUGGAUGGGGAAAAAACAUGACAACAAAUGAGCAAAUCAUUUUUCCGUUGAAAGCUAGCGGCCUCAUAUACUGCCAAAAAGGAAGACAUUUUAUGUUUGUGAAUAAUCCAACCCACAGUAGUUGUUAAUGUCUAGAGACAAUUGCUGGUUCAAUUCAAGUUGUUGCUCUGUUAUCAUUUGCACAGGAGUAGUCUCAGACAUUUGUGUCACUGCCUGUAUGUUGCUACUAUUAUAAAAACCAGUAUAUUAUUUUCAGCUCUUUUUUUUGUUUUUUGCCAUUGUUAAUUUCCAAAAUAUGAUUUCAGACACCACCAACUGUAAAUGCCAUUUCCCUCAAUCACACCAGUAAUGGAACUGCGGUACCAAGACUGUUGUUGCAGCUGUCCAGGAAAAAAAAGGAGAAAAAAAGAGAAAAAGUUGGCUUCCAGUCUAUCUGUUUGUGAUUAAAAGUAAAAAAAAAAAAAGGAAAUUAAGUCGGGGGGGGGGGGGAACAUUUGUUUCAAGCACCAUUUACAAAACAAAUGCAUUUCUGCAUAAUUUUCUUCUCGCUGUUCUCCUUACCUCCUCGUUCUAAAGCUUUGUCUACCUGCAAACAGUCACAGGCAACAGCUAGAAACCAAAGCCAACACUAGCAAUGGCCAAUAGCUUAUAGACAGAAGCCACCAAACUCCUCUUGGUCCGCUUUCUGUGACUUUAAACUAGUACAAAGAGAAGCUUUUGUUCCGCAAACUACCUUGGAAUAACCUCUGGGAUUGUUUCAUUUAGCCCUAUACAAAGAUGAUCAUGAGAAGAAAGAGAGAGGGGAAAUAAAUGCUGAUUUUGAUGUGUAAUUUGAUAACUCACAAAACGUCCACUUUGGAGAUUUUCUGCCAGAUGUACUGUAGGUUAAAAAGGUGAUGUGACAUUUGAACUGCAGGCAUUUUUUUUUAUUUUGUGCUGGUGAUUUAACUGGUAGAGAGCAGCUAACUGUAAAAGUGGAUCAUGACCAAAACGAAACAUUUGUGUAUUCAAUGGAAGUGCAGAAACAUUGUGUUGUUGUGAAGUUUAUUUUCAUUUUAUUUGAUUUUUUAAGACUUUUUUUUUGUUACGCAUUACACAUCAGAAGUCAUAAUUUUUGUUUCAUUUUGAGUUAUUUUUUUUCUAACCUGGUGAAUAUGUAUUGUUCUAAGUGGGACUGUCAAAAUAAUGUCACGUCUUAUUUCCGUGGCGGUUUUUGUUCUGAGCCGCGUCGAAACCGAAACUGAAAACAUCGCUAACCAAACAUGAAAAAUAUCUAGUGAAGCCAAAUAAGUCAUGAUUUCAAGUUAAUAUGAAAUGAUGUGGCUUGGUUAACCGUGUAAAAGCAAAUAGUGAUAGCCAUUGCAGAAGAGGAUAUCUAAGGUGAAAGGUAACCUUUUCUAGGUGAUAUUUGCUUUAAACUUCAUUGAAUACUCAUUGUGUGGGUCACAGCUUCGAAGCUAUAUGGAUACAGCUGGUGUUCGCACUGAUGUACUCUGUAUAGGUAGCCAGCUUUUUGUAAAACACACUCGGUAUUUCUAGCGACUAAAGAGAAGUAGUUAUUGUGGAAACUGCGUCCCGUCAUUUUCCUCACAGCCAAUGUCAUCUAGAAAAGUGUUGUUGCUUUAAUGGUCAUUUCUGUUUUCAGUAAACCAAAGUUACACAAAAUUCUGCCUCCUCUUGUAUGGGAUAAAGGAAUCCUAAAAAAAAAAGCUGAACCACACACACACACAGCAUACAUGAACACACACACACACAUAAACACAGACCCCCGAUGCAGUUUGGUCUGCCAACUUUCUUGUUUUUUUUUUGUUCGAAUCUCCAGCUGCAGAAAAAAGCUGUCAAAGAAACCGACGUGGCUUUGUGUCGUGCUGCGGCGGCGAGCAACCUGUUUUUUGACCAAAAUGGGAACACCACUGUGCAUAUGUUGUUUUCAAGCGUCGCGCCAAGCCAAGGAAGCGGCUGCAGGAGCUUAACACACUGACACGUGCAGUACUGUACAAAACACACACAGCAUGUAAAGCACACACACAUCUGCACACACACACACACGCUACACACAUGUGCCAGUUCCACGUCAAGAGGGGACUGGGGCCCAGGAACAAAGCUUAUCCCUUCAAUACUUAGCUGGAGUCAGCAAAACGACUUGAAGACGACGUCCUUAAUAAUCUUAUCACACCAAAUAAAAAGGACGCCGCGUCUUUCAAAAAGGAAAAAAAAAAAAAGGAAAAAAAAGGGUUCUCCCACUUACCCAAAAAGGCUUUCUAAAAGCUUCUACCUCUGCACAACAAAUUCAGAACAAUUAUGACAGAUUGCACGAAGUUACGAGAAUGCCACAAGAAGAGCUGUUACACUUUACUGCGCUUGUCUCAUAGGACGUGGCUCAAACCAACGUUUACAUUCCCUGCGUCAAGAUAUGGAAGAUUUGCAUUGUAAUAGGUUGUCCUCAAACAUUUGUAGAAUGAUAAUGUAUAGAUUACCUGUAAGGGAAUAUUGUGUUUUAAAAAUGCAUGUCUAAAAAUCAUUUGGUGGACUGGAAACAAGAACUAAUAAAAAGAAUAUAAUAAAAAUCAACGGGAUGAUGGCCUAAAUGUACGUACAAUGCAUAGGAGUGCAUUACCUCAGAUAUACUGUUUUGGGAGGGAUAAAACCUGUCAGCCACAGAAUGCAUAUUACCUGUAGAUUUGCAUGGGUUUUGUAUAAAUUAAGUAAAAAAAAAUGUCUAAAAUAGUUGCUUGCACAUAAUACCAGAAAGACCUCCAGAACUGCGAUCUGCUCCUCCACUAGAUUUUAGGAUUGUCUGGAUUUUCUGGGUUGAUUUUGUCUGUAUUUUGAUAACUGUGCAUACUUAUGUAAAAAAAAAUGUUGGUGGACCCAUAAAUUUACCAGACUUUUUUCUAAGAGGAAAAAAAAAUCUCAGUGUUUCUUUUCUGACUUACCUGAAUUUUUACUGUUUCUCUCUCAUUGCUCGCUAAGAAUAGCAAACCUGCUUUUUCUGCAUCUGCUUUGCGUAGCUGUAAGGCUUAACCUAAUGUGUGUAUUUAUUGCUUGUACCUCUGUGCAUACUUUAUGAAGCAUUAUGUCUGGCAGUUGAGUCAUGUAUCCUUUCUACUGCUAUCCUUCUCUAAUAAUUGAGAAUAUGAUCCCCCUAUGUAUACAGUAAAUUGGGACUGUAGCAAACAUAUGUUUAUGUAAUUGGUGAAAACUUUUUUUUUUUCCGUUUGUUUUUUAUUUUCGAUCGAGAUUCAACGACUUUUUUUGAUACUUUUCAUUACUGUGUACUGUGUCCAUACGUUAAAGGUUCUCUGACAUUAGAAGGUCAUGGUUGAGAAUUGUAACAGACAUUAUUUUCUGUAUUCAUGGCAUUUCACUGCUGAAUAAAAUAAAGGACCAAAACUUGGAAUUUGAAAAAGCAA